UACCCGUAGAAAAGGCUGAUGUGGAGAUUAAAAAUAUCCAAGUUUCAUCUGACUGUGCGGCACAGUGUAUCAACUCUAUGACUAUAUUAUGUAAUGGUUUUGAUGUAUGUAUCCAAUCCGGUAGAUGUCUUCUCUAUACUGACCAUGCCACUACUGUCCCUUCCUCAAAUACUGAGAAUUGUCAACAUUAUUCAAGGUUAGUUAAUAGUACUGGACCAGUUAUUCCAAUGGAGCAUGCCUUCUCGGUAUUAAAAGAUCUGGUUUAUAAAAAAUUAAUUAAGAUAACUGUACCCCAGGUGGCUGGAGAUCCGUUUGUAUAUGUCGCAUCUAAUAUAAGAGAUGAUAUCAACCAAGCUGUAUCACCAGUUGAUACUGAAGGUGCCUUUCUACAACAGUUCACUGUCUUUGGAAAUAAUACUGUACUUACUAAAUAUGACACGACUUUUUCUAAUACUGCUGUGGAUGACUGCGCCACCUUUUGUGCCACUGAAGAUCGUUUUGAUUGUCAAUCGUUUGAAUAUUGCUACACAACGGGCGAUUGUUCUUUGAGUAGAAUUCAUCCAGAUCAACGCCCAGAUUUAUUGACAAAAAACUCAUUUUGUGAUAUGUAUAACAGACAAUAUCUAAAAGAAUAUCAACAAUACAAAGGUGAGGUAUUGUCGACACAAGCUGAUAAAGUCUUGCCUAAAAUAGUUAAUUCAGAAGACUGUUCUGGUGCUUGUUCAAAAGAACAUUCGUUUAACUGUGAAUCGUUUGAUUUCUGCCGCGGUGAUCUACCAUCUUGUCGUUUACGAAAAACACACAUUUUAGAUGCCGGUAAAACCGUGACAACCAGUUCAACUUGUGAUCAUUAUUCAAGAAACUAUAUCUUUGAUUUUCGCGACACUGGUGGUCGUCUGGUGAAAGGUAACAAUGACAUCAUCAUAAAUGCAGCUUCGUCAUCAGAUUGUGCGAAGGUUUGUGUUGAUCAAACAGGGAUUAUGUGUAAUACGUUUGAAUAUUGUGGUAACGUGACACAAUGUCGUCUAUCUACUGGUGUUUCUAUUGGAUAUCGGACUGAAGCAGAUGUCUGUGAUGUCUAUACAAGAGUAACCGCUGCUAAACCAAACAAUAAUAAUAAUAAUAAUAAUAAUAAUAAUACUAAUCCGGGCAAUCAACUUUGUAAAAGUAAUACAUCCACUGACAACACUGGUGCGAUGAUAGGAAUAGCUUUCGGUAUGCUGCUACCUGGCAUUGUUCUUGGAGCUUUAGGAUUAUUUAUAUUCCAGAAACGUCGACGUAAUUCCGAUCCUAUGAACAUUCAGUUUAUUCGUCAUAAUGAUUAACAAUAUCGUGAAAUUAGAA
Messenger RNA from Patella vulgata (common limpet), 1344 nucleotides. RefSeq lists its product as uncharacterized. The transcript has 8 exons. NCBI's taxonomy places the organism in Eukaryota, Metazoa, Mollusca, Gastropoda, Patellidae. The coding region runs from base 78 to 1325 and encodes 415 amino acids. The record is from RefSeq and is a predicted model, not a curated record.